Molecule: messenger RNA, 2011 nt
Organism: Myotis lucifugus (little brown bat)
Lineage: Eukaryota; Metazoa; Chordata; Mammalia; Chiroptera; Vespertilionidae
Gene: SLC25A44
Product: solute carrier family 25 member 44
Exons: 3
Coding region: 35-979 (314 amino acids)
Biological process (GO): transmembrane transport; branched-chain amino acid catabolic process
Cellular component (GO): mitochondrion
Molecular function (GO): branched-chain amino acid transmembrane transporter activity
Source: RefSeq, a predicted model, not a curated record
CCACCCUGCUAAAAUCCCCAGGACUUCGGGCACAAUGGAAGACAAACGCAACAUCCAGAUCAUCGAGUGGGAACACCUGGACAAGAAAAAGUUCUACGUGUUUGGUGUGGCAAUGACAAUGAUGAUCCGGGUCAGCGUCUACCCAUUCACCCUCAUCCGCACUCGGUUGCAGGUUCAGAAAGGCAAGAGCCUCUACCAUGGGACCUUUGAUGCUUUCAUUAAGAUCCUGCGAGCAGAUGGUGUGACUGGCCUCUACCGGGGGUUCCUGGUCAACACCUUCACCCUCAUCUCGGGCCAGUGCUAUGUCACCACUUACGAGCUCACCCGGAAGUUUGUAUCUGAUUACAGCCAGAGCAACACAGUCAAAUCACUUGUGGCUGGUGGCUCGGCCUCUCUCGUGGCCCAGAGCAUCACAGUGCCCAUUGAUGUGGUCUCUCAGCACCUGAUGAUGCAGCGUAAGGGUGAGAAAGUGGGCCGCUUCCACGUGCGAGGGAACCCAGAGGGACAAGGAGUAAUUGCCUUUGGCCAAACCAAGGACAUCAUCAGGCAGAUCCUGCGGGUUGAUGGGCUUCGAGGCUUCUACCGAGGCUAUGUGGCUUCACUGCUGACCUACAUCCCGAACAGUGCUGUCUGGUGGCCCUUCUAUCACUUCUACGCAGAGCAGCUCUCAUCCCUCUGUCCUAAGGAAUGCCCUCACAUUGUGUUUCAAGCCAUCUCAGGGCCCCUGGCUGCAGCUACAGCUUCCAUCAUCACCAAUCCCAUGGACGUCAUCCGAACCCGAGUGCAGGUUGAAGGCAAGAACUCCAUUAUCCUGACCUUCAGACAGCUGAUGGCAGAAGAGGGGCCUUGGGGCCUCAUGAAGGGCCUCUCAGCCAGAAUCAUCUCAGCCACACCCUCCACCAUUGUCAUUGUGGUAGGCUACGAGAGCCUCAAGAAACUGAGCCUCAGACCUGAGCUGGUGGACUCGAGACACUGGUAACAGUGUGGGAGAGAAGCCUCUGUUUCCCACACGACUCUGGGUAGGGGACAGAGUAGGGAGACAGCACCCGCUCUAAGUGCCCCUACCACAUACCUAGCCCUGCCCUGGGCCAGGUGCCCUGUAGGGGACAGGAACUGAGACUUUGAACUGCUCUUGCUGAAGAGGCUCCACACCUGCAUCUCCUGCCCCCAUUAUUUAGUUCUCCUACCCAACUGGGCUCCCUCACUCGGUCCCUGUACUCCAUCCUGCCCUAAGGAACCCACCCUCCCACUAGUCCCACUCUCUGCCUCCCGUUAAGGCUUCUUCUGGUUUCCCUUUCCAUCUGUGUCCCUGAGAUCCUGGUAAGAGCUGUACAUAGAGCUUGCUUACUGCCACUGGUUCUUCCACUUGGGCCGUCAGCCCAGAUUCCAAGCAGUUUGCCAUCAGCCUUUUCCUGCUUCGUCUCUUAGGCUUAUUUUUAUUUUGGGACUGAUUUGCCCACCAGACUACUCUGCUUUUUCCUGCCACUGGGGGCAAGGUGCCAGGCACUUUUGCACAGGGAGUAGGCACAGCAAAAGCUUCAGAGUGCUCAUCCUCUCUUCGGAGUUAUUAGAUGGGGAGAAAUGUUAAUACUUUAUUUUGUGUGUUUAUAUUGUUUUAACAUCUGUGAACCAGGUUACUGUCUUUGUCCUGCUAAAGCACCUGUCCAAUCCUGCAGUCAGAGCCCACCCUUUCCUCAGAAAAAUACAAUGUAGCUUUUCCUUCCAUCUCAGUUCCCUAUCCCUUCCAUGUCCCUGCAGUCCCUGCAGUCCCAGGACUUACAAGCUGCUGGCUUCCCCUGGCCCAGACGACUACGGUGGUAGGCACAAUUCUAAGUAGAUCAGGCUGCCCGGGGCACACGGGACUUGGAGCACUACCCUGAAAAGUCCGAGUGAGAGAGUAGCUGGCUUGGAUAGGCCAAGAGGGGGUGUGUGCCCCAGCCCAUCUCCCAGACCAGCUGAGCCAGGCCUAGGAGAGGGCAGCUGUAAUACAUCUAUAUCCCAAUCACUUGGA